Messenger RNA from Solanum pennellii, 2340 nucleotides. Its product is annotated as disease resistance protein At4g27190-like. The transcript has 3 exons. The coding region runs from base 1 to 2340 and encodes 779 amino acids. NCBI's taxonomy places the organism in Eukaryota, Viridiplantae, Streptophyta, Magnoliopsida, Solanales, Solanaceae. Gene Ontology annotation, molecular function: protein binding; ADP binding. The record is from RefSeq and is a predicted model, not a curated record.
AUGGCAACUAAAAAAAUCAUGACCAUCCAAGAACUUCUUGGUAGAACUCUCACGGAAGAUGUAUCCAUACCGCAGGGCCCUCCUUUGAAUAUACCAUUCAUUUCUGACCAAGAAAAACCCGAAAAGGACCAACUUACUGAGAUGGUGGCAAGUAGUUCAUCCAUUGUUAGUCAAAACGUCACUAGAACAAAUGGUGCUUUGCAAAGUGCGGAUGAUGUUUCUAUUAAGCAAAAACUAACCAUGGAUCCAAUUAUUGCUUAUCAGCUAAGAAAAAAUGUGGCAAACAUUAUUCACCAGCAAAGAGAAGCAGUAGAUCAGAUCAUUGAGGAACUACAGGAUGACCACUAUAAGGUGAUAGGAAUCUAUGGCAUGGGGGGCAUGGGUAAGACCACUCUUGCCGUAGAAGUAGGGAAAUUGGCUAGAGACUGUGGAAUUGUUAAGAGAGUUAUAAUGGCUCUAAUUGCGGAUAUGUUAUGUUACAGAUUUGAGGAGGAAAGCACAUUAGGAAGAGCAGGUAGACUUUAUAUGCAACUGUCCAUGGAGAGCGUACUUCUCAUACUGGACGAUGUUUGGUCAUACAUUGACUUAGCAGAGAUAGGGAUCCCUCAUGGUGAUGAGCACAAGGCCUGUAGGAUUAUGCUUACCACGCGACAAAAAGAUCUAUGCACAGCUAUGGGGACCAAAGGAAUACCAUUGAGACUUUUAUCAAAAGAAGAAUCGUCACAUUUACUGAGGAAAUAUGCUUGCACGAGCACUUCAGACCUUUGUCCGGAGUUGGAUAGCAUGGUCAUAAAGUUUGUUAAAGAAUGUCAAGGCCUUCCAUUGGCACUUGUGACUGUUGGAAGUGCAUUACGAGGAAAAGAACAAGUGGAGUGGGAAGCAGCGCUACAGCUCCUUAAGAAGUCCCAACCCUUUACCCCCACUUAUGCAAGCAAGACCAUUUUCUCCUGCCUGGAGUUGAGCUACAAUUUUUUGGAAAAUGAGGAAAUCAGGUUGUGCUUUCUGAUGUGUUGUUUGUACCCAGAAGAUCAUGAAAUAAGUAUUGAAGACUUGACUAGAAACUGGACAGGAAAAGGAUUGUUCUCAAAUGUGGACACUAUUGAAGAAGCUAGAGCCAGAGUGUUCUUAAGAGUUGGCCAACUUAAAUCCUCUUGCCUGUUGCUUGAUAUUGGGAAGGAGGGUUUCGUUAAAAUGCAUGAUGUUGUUCGUGACUUUGCUAUAUAUAUAGCAUCUGAAGAGAAGCAUGGAUUCAUGGUAAGAGCUGGUCACAAUCUGAAUAAGUGGCCACAAAGGGAGUCAUUCAGCCAAAAAACAGCUAUUUCCUUCAUGAACAACAAUAUCCAUGUGCUUCCAACUGAUGUACAUUGCCCCAAUCUUCAAAUUUUACAUCUUGGAGAAAAUGAAGGUCUUGAACAGAUACCAGUCGACUUUUUCAUGCAGAUGAAAACACUCCAGGUUUUGGAUUUAAGUGAAAGGGUUGGUGUCCAUUCACUAAAUCCUCACUAUCAGUUGGUCCCGAAUGCCACAAAAAAAAAUACAUUUCCCCUCAGUUUUCCAUCAUCCGUUGAAGUUCUCACAAACCUGAGAACUUUACGUUUAGACCACUGCAGGUUAGCUGAUGUAUCUAUUCUUGGAAAAUUAAAGGGCCUGGAAAUUUUAAGUUUAUACGGGUCCUCUAUCACACAACUUCCAAAUGAAUUUGGGGACUUGGUUAAUUUGAGGCUAUUAGAUUUGUCAUUCUGUGGGUACCUUCAGAAAAUCCCGGAGAACUUGAUAUCGCGUCUUGUUCAAUUAGAAGAACUUUAUAUGGGUUGGAGUUUUCGAUUGUGGCAGCUAGCUGAUGGAUCCGCUAAAGGGAGUGGCCAAGCAAGCUUGUCUGAGCUAAUGUCACUGCCCCAAUUACACAUUUUGUGUGUGGAAGUCUCCACCCUUCUAGCUUUCCCUGAGAACUUUGAUCUUCCUAGCUUACACAAGUUUGAGAUAACAGUAGGUUACCACUCAGCUAUAUGUCAUCCAAACUCUAGGAGGUUCUAUCUUAGAGAAAUAAAGACUGGUAUACCAAAUGGGAUGAAUCAUAUGCUUCAAUUCUCAAAUGAAUUGACAAUGUUCUGUGCAUCCAAGGUAAUACUGAAAAGUAUCUUUGAUGUCGAAGGGGGCUUAAAUCACUUGAAAACUCUUGAAAUAACUGCCAAUGAUGACAUUACCUAUUUCAUUGAUGAGGUUCUUCAUAGCGAUGCACCUUUAGUUUUAGGAUCUUUGGAGAAAUUACAUCUUCGGACGUUCAAGAAGCGAUAUUCACUUUCUGUCCACUCAAUUAAACCGGAGGCUAUCAAGUAUUGA